AUGGGGCAGGGAAGCCCUCGCACCGCUGUCUUGGCCGCUCUCUGCAUCCUUUUGCUCCUCUGCUCACACGGAGCCCCGGUGUCCCCCAAAGGCACUCACCCAAUGCUGUGCCAGCCACACGGGAGAUGUGGAGACAAGUUCUAUGACCCCCUGCAGUACUGUUGCUAUGACGAUGCCGUGGUGCCCUUGGGCAGGACCCGGAAGUGUGGAAACUGCACCUUCAGGGUCUGCUUCGAGCAGUGCUGCCCGUGGUUGGUGAAGAGGCCCCAGGAGUCCUCCAUGGUGAAGGUGAAAGGUCAAAAUUGUCACUUGGACCCGUCCUCGGACGACAGGGUUUGUCACAGUGUCAGCUGA
Molecule: messenger RNA, 354 nt
Organism: Balaenoptera ricei (Rice's whale)
Lineage: Eukaryota; Metazoa; Chordata; Mammalia; Artiodactyla; Balaenopteridae
Product: insulin growth factor-like family member 1
Exons: 4
Coding region: 1-354 (117 amino acids)
Molecular function (GO): signaling receptor binding
Source: RefSeq, a predicted model, not a curated record